This is a messenger RNA of Cavia porcellus (domestic guinea pig), 929 nucleotides long. RefSeq names its product biogenesis of lysosomal organelles complex 1 subunit 2 (gene Bloc1s2). The record is from RefSeq and is a predicted model, not a curated record. Lineage: Eukaryota; Metazoa; Chordata; Mammalia; Rodentia; Caviidae. Gene Ontology annotation, molecular function: gamma-tubulin binding. Bases 64 to 492 code for a protein of 142 amino acids. The transcript is spliced from 5 exons. Gene Ontology annotation, biological process: lysosome localization; endosomal transport. Gene Ontology annotation, cellular component: gamma-tubulin complex; BORC complex; BLOC-1 complex.
CCAGUGCGCAGACCCAGCGCGCCCGCGCACACCUCCCAGACCCGGAAGCAGCUCCAGGCUAGUAUGGCGGCAGCAGCUGAGGGCGUCCUGGCCUCGCGACAGGAGGAGUCGGCCCGAGACGAUGCCGCCGUUGAAACAGCCGAGGAAGCAAAGGAGCCCGCCGAGGCUGACAUCACUGAGCUCUGCCGGGACAUGUUCUCCAAAAUGGCCACGUACCUGACUGGGGAACUGACGGCCACCAGUGAAGACUAUAAGCUCCUGGAAAACAUGAAUAAAUUAACCAGCUUGAAGUAUCUUGAAAUGAAAGACAUUGCUAUAAACAUUAGUAGAAACUUAAAGGAUUUAAACCAGAAGUAUGCUGGACUUCAGCCUUACCUGGAUCAGAUUAAUGUAAUUGAAGAGCAAGUAGCAGCUCUUGAACAGGCAGCCUACAAGCUGGAUGCAUAUUCAAAAAAACUGGAAGCCAAGUAUAAGAAGCUGGAGAAGCGGUGAAAAACUAUUCCUAUAGCAUAAAGCCUUUUUUAAUGCGGAAGAAUGUUUUAUAGCAUCUGAAUCCUGAGGCUGAUGAAAUGUCAAAGUCCUCAAAAGGAAACCUUGCUGGUCAUCCCAGGAAUAUCCCAAUGUUGAAAAACCUGAGGACUUGGGUACUCUUGGACCUUCUUUGAGGCAACAUCUGGCAGAAAUUCACACAACUCCUUGUUACUUGAAUCCUUCCUCAUCUAUUCAAGACAGAGGUCUCUCAAAGUUCAGGAUUAAACCUGGGCUUAUCAGUAGAAUUGAAUGAGAGCACCUGUUUUCUCUGGCAGUGGUUGAUAAUUGUUUUCUUAAGUGGCUGGUUUUUGAGUUACUGUGUAAAUGUUUUUUUUUUUUUAAUUAAAAAUGCUCAUGUUAUUAACAAGAUUCUAAAUUAAAAAGGAAAGCAAAAUAGA